Cryptomeria japonica (Japanese cedar) is the source of this 1568-nucleotide messenger RNA. Its product is annotated as NAC domain-containing protein 10. Gene Ontology annotation, biological process: regulation of DNA-templated transcription. The record is from RefSeq and is a predicted model, not a curated record. The coding region runs from base 73 to 1047 and encodes 324 amino acids. Lineage: Eukaryota; Viridiplantae; Streptophyta; Pinopsida; Cupressales; Cupressaceae. The transcript is spliced from 3 exons. Gene Ontology annotation, molecular function: DNA binding.
CAUCCAAUAAUUUCAAAAACCUUUUUUUCUCUGCUAUCGAUCGAUCGAUCAAUCUUUCCUGUUUUUUCUUUAAUGGCUAUGGAGGAAGUAAGGCCGCACCCGGAGCUGCCUCCGGGAUUUAGGUUUCAUCCUACUGAUGAAGAGCUGCUCAUUCAUUAUCUGAGGAAGAAGAUCUCUUCUUCUCCUCUGCCGGUCUCCAUUAUUGCAGACGUUGAUCUCUAUAAAUUUGACCCCUGGGAUCUGCCAGGAAUGGCGAGAUUCGGGGAGCAGGAAUGGUAUUUCUUCAGCCCUAGGGAGCGAAAGUACCCGAACGGCGCGCGGCCGAACAGGGCGGCGGCGUCGGGGUACUGGAAGGCCACAGGCACUGACAAGCCCGUGGUCAUAUCAGGAACCUCGCAUAAGGUCGGUGUGAAGAAAGCUCUGGUUUUCUACCAGGGCAAACCCCCCAAGGGCAUCAAAACGAACUGGAUCAUGCACGAGUACCGCCUCACCGACACCACAGGCAUAGGCUCCCCUUCGCCCAGGCGAAAAGGAUCUCUGCGACUCGAUGAUUGGGUGCUCUGUCGAAUUUACAAAAAGGUGAGCCAUUUUCCCAGAGGAGAAGGAAGCGAAGGGGAGGAUUCAAUGGCUGAUUCUUUGCCUUCUGCAGGGCAACACUCUCAGGAGAACAUAGAACCUGCCCCCAAAUUCGAUUCCUUCUCUGAUCUUUUCCAGUUGGAAGAUCCAAACUUUCUGGGCGGGUAUUCAGACACUUCCUACGCCAACGGGACUCUGCCCGUUGCCAAAGACAUGGCAUCUGCAAAACUGAAUUCUUUGAAGAGAAAGCUGUCGCUUGUAAUGGAUGAUGACGAUCUCACCUCUCCCAAGAGAUUAAACAACAUUAAUAACAGUCAAAAUGCUUUUCCCGCCUCAUUUUCUCAGCCUUUCAAUCUCCAAAAGGCUAACUUCGGUCCUUCGCUGACCGAUUUGCAGCAAAUGUAUUCAUUUCCGUUCCCUGAAAACAGAAGCUGGAACACCCAAACAGGGGCCCCUGCCUGGUUACCAUAGCCUUUACUCUGGAUUGAAAUCAACAAUUUAUUUGUAUACUGCCCUUUUCACACAGUGCUUGAUCCAAUUUACAUGAUUUUCAUCUCUUUUCUCCCAAAUUGUUUCGCCACUCCCGCCAGGUAGCUCCAUGGAUUCUUGUUUUGUCGCCCGGGUUGCAAGAUUGCAUUUUGUUCAAGAGCUGUGUAAAAUUAAAUUCUUUAGUUUAUACAUUUCCUUCUGGUGAUCCCGCUGAUCUGUACAUUCCAUGCCAUUCUUCUUCUUCUUACUCUGUUCAGAACGGAAGAUAUUUGAAGAUUGAUUUGAUGAUGAAGGCCAGAGUGUAGCCAUGGUAAAUAUUUAUUACAGGGUUUUAGAAAUACAGUGCACAUCACGAUACUUCUGACAAAGGGGAAAAUGCAUGCCCCUGGAGAGAGAAAUGUAGCUCAUUUUACCCAAUUAAAAGUAGUAAAGAACCAAACAAAUUUUACAUUUUGUAAGAAGUCGACCCAAAUGAAAUGAUGUACAAUUUCCUUUUACAUUAA